AUGCGUUUUCUGACUCCGCUNCUUUUCCUGUGCGGCAGCACUUCUGUCCUCGCACAACAGUAUGCAGGAGACGUGAUCAGCGCAUAUCUUCCUACUAUCAACAAUGCAGAGGUCGCCUUUUUCAAGGUUGACGAUCCCAGCGGCAAGAAUGAUGCGCUCACUCUGAUCAACUACUACUCUCACGGUACCGAUGGAAAUCGUAUCGUGGAAAGCAAGAUCCAGAGAGCUGUGAUCGUCCUUCACGGUCUUUUGAGAGAUCCCUGGAACUAUGAGAACGACGUAUGUCUUUUGGUUCCUAGACGAUUGUCACAGACUGACAAAAUUGAUAGNAUGCUCAAUGCUCUCGCGAUGGUUCAAGACCCCAACAUCAACCGUGAUAGUGUCGCUGUCAUGGCUCCUUACUUCCCCAAUGGCAACGACAAGGGAUUUGGCUACCCUUGGACUGACGGCAAGAAGGCAGGACGCGGAUCCACAUCGAAUGCAUUAGUCUGGUCUGGUUCUCAAUGGUCUGCUGGCGCCAACAAUCAAUACCCUCACAACAGCCGAAACACAUCGAGUUACUACAUUCUCGAUGAGCUGAUUCAUUACUUUGACAACAAGACGCUCUUCCCCAACAUGAAGCAGAUCGUUCUUGCUGGACACUCGUUGGGUGGUCAGAUGCUGCAGCGCUACGCUGCGAUCGGUGACCAGCUUGAGACCGAGUCGCCUGUUGUCUUGUGGAUUGCCAAUGGAGAUUCAUGGGCCUGGCUUAGCGAUUACCGUCCUCUUAACGUCCCGAACUGCCCCGAGUACAACGACUACCGUGAAGGUUUCGCCAACUUCGUUGAAUACGGCAUGACCUAUGGUGCCAAUCUGGUCGCUCAGGGUCUUGAUGCCAUCAAGGCGAACUUCGACAGCAAGCAGAUUGCCUGGGCUCGUGCUCUCAGAGACUUUGGUAACCAUGCUUCGAGCUGCGCACCCGAGACGACUGGCCAGGACAGAAACGAACGUUUCUUCUACUUUAUGAAAUGGUUCCAACCUAGCUGCCCUGACCCAUCCGGCAAGAACUGCGAUACCGUCGAUCUUGUCGAUGCUUCUCACGACAACGGCCAGAUGUUCCACUCUGCAGCAGGUCUUGCCCGCCUCUUCCAAGACAACUUCUACGGUGACAAGAGCCGUGCCUACGACUUUGGUUACCCUCGCAAGCAGCAAGGUGACGAUCCUUUCCCUGAUCCUAGCCUUGUCAACACUCCUGGAGUCACCAACUACAACACCUAUGCCGGCGGUUUGACUUACCAAGGCUGCUGGACCAACCAAGCCCCAACAACACCAGAGGCACUGUCCACUCUUCUGUACGAUAACGCAAACAACACGAUCGAAGGGUGCACAUCUAGCUGUGUAAACUCGGGUUUCAAGGUCGCUGGCAUGUCUGAUGCGACCAAGUGUUGGUGCGGCAAUGAGAUGAGCUCUGCAUCUGCCACUCUCACUGUCGACAUGCAGUGCAAGAAUCCAUGCCCAGGAAACACUGCUGAAAUCUGUGGUGGCAUCAACCGCCUUUCCAUUUUCUCUGCUGGAUAUCCCACCUUUUAUUAA
Molecule: messenger RNA, 1572 nt
Organism: Aureobasidium musti
Lineage: Eukaryota; Fungi; Ascomycota; Dothideomycetes; Dothideales; Saccotheciaceae
Source: the annotation of a GenBank genome assembly